UAUGUUACCUGUCGUCGGUCCACUUGGAAUCUCUUGAGAGAGCCAAGUCCUGUGUGUUCCUAGGCCCUGCCACAGGUAGGGACCUGGACGCCCUGCCUGUUGAGGCAAGGUUGUGGAUGUCCCGGGCCUUAUGGUCCCUGCUUCGCAUGAUGUGGGGCAGCAUCCAUCUGAACGCUCAUCACUACCAAGGCCAAGGUUUUGGAAGGAAGUCCUUCUUCUCCCAUCUUAGUAUUAGACCAUCGGAUUUGGGACACGGGACUAAGGCCGCUGACUCUGCAUCCCUUACAAGCAUACACAGCUGCCUGCCCUUUUGCCUUGUGUCCAUCCUGGAGCAGCCUUCUGCAAGGUACCUGGACGGCCUGCCUGUUGAGGCGAGGUUGUGGAUGUCCCUGGCCCCAGUGUUCCCUGCUUUGGAUGAUGUGGGGCAGCAUCCACUUGAAUGCACUUCACCAAGGAGACCAAGGUUUUGGAAGGAAGCCCUUCUCCACUCCCAUCUCAAUAUUAGACUAUCGGAGCAUGGGACAGGAAGCUCUGGCCCCCCACCCUGGAGUCCUGAUCAGUGUACACAGCUGCCUGUCCCUUUCCCUUGUGUCCAUCCGGGAGCAGUCUUCUGCCAGAGCCUUCAUCCAGUAACUGAUGGAAGCAGGUACAGAGAUCCACAACCAAGCAUCAGGCCGAGCUCCAGGAGCCAGUUGAAGAGAGGGAAUAAGAAUGAGGAAGAUGGGGUCAGGAUCAUGAUGGGGAAAUCUACAGAGACAACUGGACCAUGUUCGUGGAAACUCAUGAACUUUAGACCAACAGCUGUGGAGCCCUCAUGGGACUAUACUACCCUCUGCAUGCGGGAGAAACAUGGUCUCUUUGAGGGUCCCCUGGCAGUGGGAUCAGGAUCUAUCCCUGGUGCAUGACCUGGCUUUCUGGAUCCCAUUACCUGUGGUGGGACACCUUGCUCACCCUUGACGCAUGGUGGAGGAGCUUGGUCCUGACUCAACUGAAUGUACCAGGCUUUCCUGUUCCCCCAUGGAAGGAUGAACCCUUUUGGAGGAGGGGAUGGGGGGUUGGGGGGGAAGGAGGGA
Messenger RNA from Peromyscus eremicus (cactus mouse), 1073 nucleotides. RefSeq lists its product as uncharacterized. Bases 117 to 905 code for a protein of 262 amino acids. The transcript is spliced from 4 exons. The record is from RefSeq and is a predicted model, not a curated record. NCBI's taxonomy places the organism in Eukaryota, Metazoa, Chordata, Mammalia, Rodentia, Cricetidae.